Molecule: messenger RNA, 1217 nt
Organism: Equus caballus (horse)
Lineage: Eukaryota; Metazoa; Chordata; Mammalia; Perissodactyla; Equidae
Source: RefSeq, a predicted model, not a curated record
AUGGCCUGGGUGGGAAACCAGACUCUCAUCUCCCAGUUCAUCCUCUUAGGCCUCUUCACCCACUCACCGCUCCACCUCUUCCUCUUUUCCGUCAUCGUGAUCAUAUUUCUGGUGGCCCUCUCUGGCAACGGGCUCAUGAUCCUCCUCAUCAAUGUCAACUCUCGCCUACACAGCCCCAUGUACUUCUUCCUCAGCUGGCUGUCACUCAUGGACCUCAUGCUCAUCUCCACUAUUGUGCCACGGAUGGCUGUUGACUUCCUUGUGGGCCAUGGCUCCAUCUCCUUCACAGGCUGUGGGCUCCAGAUUCUCUUCUUCCUCACCCUCCUGGGGGAUGAGUGCUUCCUGCUGGCCUUCAUGGCCUAUGACCGCUAUGUGGCCAUCAGCAAACCACUGAGGUACUCAAUGGUCAUGAGCCGCCGCGUCUGCUGGCUCAUGGUAUCUGGGUCCUGGCUCUUUGGCUUGGUAGAUGGGCUCAUCCAGGCCAUCUUCACCCUCCGCUUCCCCUUCUGUGGCUCCCAGGAGAUUGACCACUUCUUCUGUGAGGUUCCCGCCGUGCUCAAGCUGGCCUGUGCCGACACCUCCAUCUAUGAGACCAUGAUCUAUGUCUGCUGCAUCCUCAUGCUGCUCCUGCCCUUUUCUGUCAUCUCUGCUUCCUACCUGAGGAUCCUGAUGGUUGUGCUCCGCAUGAGUUCUGCUGAAGGUCGUCAGAAGGCCUUUGCUACCUGCUCUUCCCACAUGGUGGUGGUCUCCCUCUUCUAUGGGGCUGCCAUAAUCACCUACAUGCAGCCCCAGGCCUACCACUCCUCCAAGCAGGACAAAGUGGUCUCUGCCUUCUAUACCAUGAUCACCCCUAUGCUCAACCCACUCAUCUACAGCUUGAGGAACAAGGAAGUGACUGGGGCACUCAGGAAACUCCUCGGUAGGUGUUCCUAUGGUGGGUAGAAGGGCUAGGUUGUCACUGGCACCUGCAGAUGUGGGUUCUGGGGCCCAGGAACCUGGACUAGGCAACCAUAGUUUGAUUGGAAGAGAAACAAAUAGACCUACUGAAAAUAAGGUCAUUCUCUAACCAGAGUUAAUCAGAUUAACACAUCAAUUCAAUCUCGCAUGUCCAUGCUGAGUGUUUGCAAUGUGGAAGGAUGGCUAGGCCUAUAGGGUUCAAAAGACCAGAAGAUACAGAGCCUAUAUCCCACAGAGUCAGGAGGUGCUAGCUCUCAGCU